UCUCUAAUUUGAUUUACUCUGAAGUAAUUCUCCACCCUUGCAACAUAGAAAUUCCAUCUCUCUGGGUGUGAGACAUCAAAAUCAGACAAUCUUCGACAUCAUACUAUUACUACCUUCACCACUCGCUCCUCUGCAAACUUCUGUUUGGGGAAAGGUUCUUUUAGCUGAGCUCACCCUCCAGCGACGCUAUACUGGCAGGCUGGGAUGCUGAUUCAGAUGCCGUCUUCCCUCUUCAGAACUUCCUGGGUAAGUCUUAAAACUUCCUCUUUAGUUUGCAAAGGAUCCCACCUUUGUCACCAGUGUUCAUGUGCGAAUGAUGAAUACUCAUGGCAAAGUUAAACAGUUCUUUAUUUUCUUACAGCAACACCCGGCAAAAGACAAAGGGCUCGCAGGCCCCUUUUUAUGGCCAGAACUUAUGCAAAGACAAGUAACAGUAACAGCGUUUUCGCGCCUUGCACUUGCGCACAAGGUCAUUGCUGCUCUUCUGGUCCCAGGCAGCUUUUGGAAUGCCCGGGACCAUUGCUACGUCCCGAGCCUGCUUUUGCAGGCUUAGGAUACAACAGAGUGCAAACAAGAAAGAAUGAGCAAUGGCUGGGUUAUACACAAAAGAUUAUAUUUUGAUCCCUUCAUUUAUUUUUAUGAAAACUAUUUAGAGCCAGUAUUUAAGGUAUAAACAUAUAGUCAAAGUGCAGCCAUAUUUAACCUUGCUAAAAUGAUGACAUACACAACUUUUGAUUUGAAGCAGGCUCCUAUUGUGAGCUGAGUUGGUUGAAUGUCACAAACAUGAAAAGAGAAAGAUAAAGAUAAAACAACGGUGAAUUAUUAAUUGUACAGCUGCAGUGUCUAAUAAUUUUACUAGUGGUUGGAAAGCAUGUGACUAGAUUGAACCUAUCAACUGGGUCUGGAAAGGAAGGACGUGGCAUGUUCUUGGGACAGGCAUAAAGGUUUAUACUGAACUAAUUUGGGUGUGGUCUCUGGGAUUGUAUUUGCCAAGAUCCACCAGCCUUUGCAAACACUUCAAUAAAACUUGUUUUGUUUUCCAACAUCUUUGAAGUGGAAUUUAUUUUAUUCCUCACAGUUCUAAAAGGGUUAACAUUAAAAGCCACAAACACAGCUUUUUUCUACUGCUACCCCUUCCCAGGAACAUCAUCUCCCUUAAAAUCAGAUGAUUACCAAGGAUAUUUGGAUAGAAUUGAAAUUUGGAUUUCCUCUCUGCAAUAAGUGAAGUAGCAAAUUAUUGACUCAAAAAUACUUAAAUCCAAGUUAGUUACUAUUUAGAAUCAAACCAAUAUUGUGGCAAAGAUGCAACAAAAUGGGGUACUUUAUAGCUCUUUCAUUACUAUAUUAAAUUGGAGCAAUCCUAAUUAUUUUCAUUCUAGAGCUAAAGCUUUGCAACGCUAUGGUUCCAAAUAUAUUUCCUGUUUAUUUUCUCUCUGAUUUCACUGUUCCCAAAUUCUUUGUCUGUAUAUUUGCACUCAGGUAAACAUUUAAUAAAAUAUACUGCAAUUCAGAAAUGUUAGUCUUUUAAAGGGCUUUGAUAUACUUUGCUAUUCUUUCUUAUUCUGUGGUUUUUGCAAAGCCCAUUUGGCAAGUAUAAUUGGAACAAUGGCCAUGCUGCGGGGAAAAGGCCAUUUGGAUAGGAAGCAGAUCUUUCUGAGAUUCAGGAAGCUUGUUAACAGAAGUACAUUAGUGUGCCUGGCUGUCUGAGCUGCUCUUCCUAUCCGCAGUACAGAGCCCUUUUUUCAAGACUGGAUGAGGGAGAGGAGUUGUUUAUCUAUUCACUUCUACUAUGCAAAAUCUGAAUGUGAGAUCUUUCAAUAUAAAUACAAAAGGAGUAAAAGUACACCCCUGAGGAGGCAAUUGAAGGGUCUAUUGAUUUCAUGCCAUAUUCUAUGCACUCUGCCUGGAAAGAAGAUUUGUUUACAAAACCUGCUGAUGCAUUGAAAGAAAGCAGCGGAUCAUGAAGGAGAAAUGGCACGGGGCUGGAGGUCAGGAAAAAUGAAGAACUGAUUCAUUACAGCAUAUUGUGAUUAAUAUAAAGAGGUGCAGUUGGAUCGCUAUCAGCUAAAGAAUUCAUCCAGAAUGAGGAUAAUUUAAACCAGCAAUUCAGCCUUUACUUUACUGAGUCAUGGGAUGUGGCAGUUCUAGUACAAAAAGCCAAACAAGUAAAUCAGAAAAAGCUAUUAAAGCAGCUAUCCUUAUUCAAAGAUGGUAUCGGUCUUACAUGGCCCAGCUAGAAAUGAGGCGUCGAUAUUCCCUGACUAUUUUCCAAUCAAUUGAAUAUGCAGAUGAACAAGCACAAAUGCAGCUCUCCAAAUUCUUCACGUUUAUGCUGGACCAUUUUACUCAGACCAGUAAGACAGAUCCAGAAAUCAGCUCCCACUUUUUCUCUGCUAGUAGUGAUUUUGAUGCCAUAUCAAUCUCAGAUCAUGCCAUGACAGAGUACGAAAGAAUAAUACAAGUACCAACCUCUUAUCCCGGGCCUCACCUUUCUUUUCCUCUCACUGUCACUGAUACUGAAGUACUUCUUCAGGCUUUCAAAGAUCAACAGCAGCUACAUGCUCGGUAUGUGCUUCAGCUGUUUCAUGAGACCAGGAAAGUCCUUCAACAAAUGCCAAACAUCACUCAUCUCUCAACUUCUUAUGCCAAAGAAGUAACCAUCUGUGGUGAUUUACAUGGAAAGUUAGACGAUCUUCUGCUGAUAUUCUACAAAAAUGGCCUUCCUUCAGAAGAAAACCCUUACGUUUUUAACGGUGAUUUUGUUGACAGAGGGAACAAUUCCAUGGAAAUACUUAUAAUCCUGUUUGCAUUUCUCCUUGUUUACCCUAACCAUUUACAUCUGAACAGAGGGAAUCAUGAGGACUACCUGAUGAAUCUUAGAUAUGGUUUCACAAAAGAAAUUAUGAAGAAGUAUAAGACCUAUGGGAAACCAAUUUUGCAUUUUCUACAAGAUGUCUACAGCUGGCUUCCUCUUGCUACUAUUAUUGACAAUCAAAUUCUUAUUUUACAUGGUGGAAUAUCAGAUACUACAGAUUUGAAUUUCCUAAAUUCAUUUCACAGAAACAAGUUGAAGUCUUUGCUGAGGCCAGUGAAGUCAAAUAGGGAAGCAAUCCAGGAGCCACAGAGAACAAAUCUUGUGAAAAACAGUAUCAACCUCACAGAAACAAAAAAAUGCAAUUCUGGGCAAGACAUAUCCAAGAAAAAUGUAAUAAAGUCUACAUUAGCAUCCUGUGAGAGAAGACAAUAUGGCAAGGAAACGAGUGAUGUUAAAGGCAAUCUUGAUGGCACCCAUGACAGAACCAGUUCUAGCCCAUUUCAGAAUGCACAGUGUCUCAAGCCUUACAACUUGACUAUCACAAAUACAGCUCCAGAAUUAACAGCAAAAGAAAAGGAACAAGUGAUGGAUAUUCUCUGGAGUGAUCCUAAGCAUCAGAAUGGUUGUUCACCAAAUAAAAUUCGAGGAGGAGGUUGUUACUUUGGUCCAGAUAUUACUGCCAGAUUGCUGCAGCGUUAUAAUUUGAAAUUGCUCAUCAGGUCUCACCAAUGCAAACAGGAAGGUUAUGAGAUCGGUCAUAAUGGAAAGGUCAUCACGAUUUUUUCCGCCUCAAACUACUAUGAAGAAGGAAGCAAUCGUGGGGCCUAUAUCAAAUUAAAUCCAGAUUUGAUUCCUCGUUUUGUUCAGUAUCAAGUUAGCAAAUCUACACGUAAGCAGACACUUCAUCAAAGAGUGACUGCCAUUGAGCUUUCUGCUUUAAAGUGUUUGCAAGAGAAACUUUAUACCCACAAAUCAGACCUCAUUGCAGCUUUUACCCAGUAUGAUCCAAUUUGCACAGGAAGGAUUUCUCUUAGCCAAUGGGCUUCUGCCAUGGAAUCGGUUCUGCAUCUUGACCUACCCUGGAGAACUCUCCGUUCUCGACUAGUUUGCCUGGCUCUGGAUGGAAGUGUGGAAUAUCUUUCGUGUUUUGACAAUUUAGAAAUCAUACUACCCAUCAAAGAGGUUCAACCAUAUUUGGCGGAAACUCUGUGUAGAUACAAAGCUGAUUUGGAGAUUAUCUUUAAUAUGAUUGACCAAGACCAUUCUGGCCUUAUUUCUGCUGAUGAAUUCCGCCAAACAUGGAAACUCUUUAAUGCACAUGUGAAGAAUGAUGUGAGUGAUGAAUCCAUUGACAGUUUAGUUCGCACCAUGGAUUUUAAUAAAGACGGUAGCAUUGACUUCAAUGAAUUUCUGGAGGCUUUCCAUGUGGGAGAGGAGAAAGGAGAAACAACCUCAAAAUCAAAUACAUGGAGCGUAUUGCCAGAAUACUGUCAGAACACAACCAUCUCAUCACUGCAAGCAAAACCAAGCAAUCUCAUUUGUGUCAGAAAAAUAUGGAAAUUUCACAUGGAAUCAUUUAGGCUAAGGAGUUCUUGGACUUACUAGGUUUGAUUCCUGUUACAGAACAAAAUUGAAUUCUGUCAAGUUCUGACAGGCCUAUUAAACUGAUUCCAGGAUUUUCAAAUCUUCUCACACAAUUAUAUUACCAAGACAAGAAAGAUGCCAAAGCGCAACACUGUUUUUAGUUCUUUUUUUUUUUGCAAGUGUACAAAUAAACUAGCACCCUGGUAUAUAAUAGCUGGAAAUUACUUUUGCCCCUUGGUGGAUUCCUGCUCCAUCUAAAGUAUGAUUGGUUGAAAAGAAACAGGCAUAGAGUGUACCUUAUGUACAUUGCUACUCUAUUUAGGAAAGAGGCAACAGACAUCAGUGGGUCAGGAAGGGUAGACAGAUAUACUUCUAGCAAGAAGCUGCUCACUUCUUUUUUUUUUUUUAAGUUAAAAUGGAGUUACAAAAGAAAAAAUACAGAAACCAUUUAAAAUUGUAAACAGUGACAUUGCAUUUGGACAUUUUUUGAGCAGAGUCCUGUCUAUUGCUUACAAGACAGGAGUAGUAUGCCCAGGUAUAAUAUUCAUCUAGAAAUACUUGGCACCUUCAAAAAUAUUUUUUAAAAGAAGUGGACCAGAUUUCUUUCUUUCUUUCUUUUCUUUUUUUUGUGUGCUAGUAUUGUGAGAAAUUUGAGGGUUCUUUAACUCAUACGAUUGGUCUUUUCUAGCUAUAGAUUAGUUUUGAUUUCAAAUCAUAAAGCAUAUUAAGAUCAUUUUGGAAAUAAAUAUACUAUUUAAAGAUAUAAGAUAGUAAACUAUAUUUCUAACAUACAGAAUUUCUAUUUUAUGUAGAACUUUGGCUCUAUUGAGCCUACAGCUUGACAAAGUGGAUAAUCUAAUAUAAAUGGAAGGAUACCUAUUUCUCUGACACUAAGGAAGUGAUUCAGGAUAACAGACAGUUAUAUUUUUUUAAAGCCUUUACCUUCUGAAAAUAAUUAGAUGAAGCAAUGUUUCCACAUAAGCUUAAGGAUUAAGUUAAUUCUGUAUUGAUUCUAAAUGGAUACUACUGGAUCUUCUUUUUUUCUUUAAUUUUUUUCCUUUUUUGUAUAUUCAUUAUAUAUAGUAUAUUUUCACUGUCACAAUAUACAUAGAUUCUUCCUUAUUGUCCAUCCAUUGCUAUGUUUUCCCCUUUCCCUUGAUAUUAUAAUGGUUUGUAUUUUACUAGUAUUUUACUAGCAUUAAAAAUGCUUCUAUUAAUGUGGAAUAAUAAACAAUCACUAGAAUAAUGAUGUGUGUGCAUAAUUACUGGAAUAAUGCUGUGUUAGUAGUAUGUGACUAACCUAAUGUGCAUUGCACUUGGA
Crotalus tigris (Tiger rattlesnake) is the source of this 5720-nucleotide messenger RNA. It is a transcript of the gene PPEF1, whose product is annotated as protein phosphatase with EF-hand domain 1. Gene Ontology annotation, biological process: detection of stimulus involved in sensory perception. The coding region runs from base 2129 to 4420 and encodes 763 amino acids. Gene Ontology annotation, molecular function: calcium ion binding; manganese ion binding; protein serine/threonine phosphatase activity. The record is from RefSeq and is a predicted model, not a curated record. Gene Ontology annotation, cellular component: cytosol; nucleus. The transcript has 19 exons. Lineage: Eukaryota; Metazoa; Chordata; Lepidosauria; Squamata; Viperidae.